ACCUAGCGCCCAGUUCCUAUGCCUGCAAUGGGAUUCCCAGUCUCGUUCGUGACGUCACCGCACCACGUGGUUAGCUGGAAAGUGGAGGGGAGAAGCAAUUCGCUCUGGCGUUUGGGAAAGAGACAGGAGACCGGAAACAGAGCAAUGUCAUCGAGCAAGUUGGGACAGCGUUUAGCAGCAUGUCUUUUAAACGUGUCAGAGGCCAGGAAAAAAUACGUUGUAGAGAAAAUUGCAAGAGCUGCAUUGUAUGACAAAAAUGGUAAAAUGCAUCCAAAUACAGCAGUGCUGAACAUAUUUUCAGAUUAUGACUACAACCGAUCCGUUAUCACUAUAGCAGCUACUGCUGAACAAAUAGGAAAGUCAGUGCUAUCUGCAUGCAUUGAAGGCUUUGCUUCCAUUGACCUAGCUGAGCAUGAUGGAAUACAUCCCUGUCUUGGAGCUAUAGACCUUGUUCCUAUUUAUCCACUGUCAGGUGUAACAUUGGAAAAAUGUGGAGAAGUGGCCAGGGACAUUGCUGAAGGGAUGGCCACUUCCAUUCCAGGAUGCAGUAUCUUUCUUUUUGGGUAUGCUGAUUUGCAAGACCAGAAAAGCCUAGCUGAGAAAAGAAGAGAUUUGGGUUGGUUUAAGAACAAAACAGGUAUUGAUUUAAACAAACUAAAAGCUGAUGUUGGAGCACAGCCAUCAAGGAGAUACGGAAUAACAGGUGUUGGUGCAAGUCCUUAUGUGAUGAACUGUAAUGUGACUCUCUGCACUCAGGAUCUGGCAAUCGGAAGAGCAAUUGCAGCUGCAAUUCGCAGCCGCACAGAAGGGGGUUUAAAAGGAGUGCAAGCCAUGGCCUUCCCACAUGAUGGUUUGGUAGAAAUAGCUUGUAAUGUUGAGAGCUUCAGUGAUGCCCAAGAGUCCAGCUUUACAACACAUGUGAAGAAAUAUAUUUCCUAUAGCAUUUGUGGGAAGGCAUUUUCAUACAUGUCUCCUCAGCAUAUAGAGGCUCGAAUUAGGGAGCUGGCCACACAGCAUGGUAUUGAGAUAGCUGGGACUGCACUUGUUGGCUUUUCACCUCAAAUUUGUAAAAGCACUACAGAGUAUGCUUUAUCUCAUGGAAUAGCAGAAUUUUGGAAAACAAGAAAAGGGAUUUUUAUGUAAAAUAAAAAAAGUACUAGCUUUUUAAAAUGAAGGUCAUUUUGCAGACAAUUUUAAAGUGCCAAGUUCAAAGCAAAUUUGGUUACCAUGUCUCACCUUUGGCAUUUGCCCACAAUUAGUGAUUAGCGGACCUCUGCCGUUCCACAGAAAAAUGAGCGAAACAGCAAAAAUAUGCAAAACAUAUUGAAGUCAAGGGGUGUUUUUUCACAGCAACUUGCCAUUGUAUUGGCAGGUUUUGUUUUUGUAUAAAAUAUGAAGAACAGAAGAUUUUUUUUUAAAACUAACCUUCCACUUUGUUAAGAGACUGUUCCUUUUGUAUCCAGUACACAAAGAUAGAAUUCUUACCUAUGUUGUCAUGUGUUAGUGAUAUCGCCUUAUAAAAUGUUGGGGGUAAUUUAAUACACUUGUAGCAUAACAUUUGAUUAGGGAAAGUAAGAUUAAAAUGUUCUGGCUCCUUUUCCAGAAAUAAUAAAUUACCAAGACUUUUCCAGAAAGGUUUCCAAAUUGCUUUUCUCUCUUGUAUUUAAAGAAAACCAUAAAGGCUUUAGUGAGUGCAAAUAAAGGAAAGAGAAAUUGAAACAAAGUACCACUAAAAAUUUACCUGCUAUUAACUUAGGGCCACAUUAACUGGAAUCACUUUUUAAACCCACAAAAUUUUGAGGGAACUAUUUUCUUAAAGGAAAGGGAGAAAACCACACCAGCUCAGUGUAGUUUCGAGGGAGCGAUCCUCUUCAGCCAAUUGUCAUUCUUCAGAAUCCUAGGGCCGGCACAUGCGCAAUAGAGUGAAAAUGCCAACCUUCUUGUUAGAGUUCGGCCUUUCACUCUGCACAUGUGGAAGCGGUGCAAAGACGAAAGAACGAAAAGGAUCUCUCCCUUGCAGCUACCCCAGGCUGGUGCAGUUUUCUCCUACCAGAAGCACCAGCCUGUGGUAAAAGGUAAGCUUUAUGAUCACGGGGGGUGUCUAAUAUUUGGCACCCUGCAGCGAUUUUUACCUUUCCUUCUCCUUUAAUGAGCCAUUAUACCAACCAGUUUUGGAUUAUAAGAUUACAGCAACAAAGAGAGGCUUAUUAACUAUUUUUUUUGGGUUGAGUUAUUCAAUUGGGUCAGCACUCAUGGGGGCGUAGGAGAUUGUGUGACUUUCACAUGUCUGUUUUAUGUACAUAUGAACUUUUAUAUAGCUCACUGUAUAUAGUGUGUUUUAGGUUUAUUCUAUGUAUAAUAUUUUUUAAGCAAUGUCCAAAGGUGGUAAUCUAGACAAUAUUGUCCAUGCCGACUAAU
Messenger RNA from Xenopus tropicalis (tropical clawed frog), 2418 nucleotides. RefSeq lists its product as uncharacterized. Gene Ontology annotation, molecular function: folic acid binding; transferase activity. The transcript has 6 exons. Lineage: Eukaryota; Metazoa; Chordata; Amphibia; Anura; Pipidae. The record is from RefSeq and is a predicted model, not a curated record. Bases 19 to 1143 code for a protein of 374 amino acids.